AUGUCUUCUCUUCUGAGGGAGGAGAUGCAGAGAGUUUUAUUCCGACCUGCAAAACAGAGACUCGUGGAAUUUAUUGAGAUUGAAGAGCCACUGCAGGGAAGACAUUUCCUCUGUGUCUCAGUUGCAAAAAAUCAAGUGGUGCAGUUAUCUAUCGUGCAAUGUCAGGUAUCUCAGACAAAGUCUGUGUCCAAGAAGUCCCAUACCAAGCGCUGCAGCAUACAGGACUCCUACAUGAGGACAGAGAUCUGGUCCCUGUACGAUCUCACUCUGAUUGACGGACGGGACCCUGAUGUGGAUGACCCCUGUUUCCUGCUGCACUUUGACAAGGUGCGCACAGUGACGGCUGUCAGCUGCUCAGCCAAAUACUCUUUUGUGCGUGCCCUGGUUGCUGUCUGCGACACGCACUGUCAGAUGUCACUGAACCUGCUGAACUUUGAUUGGGCCUACAUCAAGCCCACAGACUUAUACUUCAACAAAGGAGACUGUCAAGUUCUGUCACAAAUAUGUUUUUAUGCACUGAAUUUGGUAUGUCUAUCCAUGUGUCCGGUGCCACUGGAUGGAUAA
Messenger RNA from Scomber japonicus (chub mackerel), 564 nucleotides. RefSeq names its product exocyst complex component 1 like (gene exoc1l). Bases 1 to 564 code for a protein of 187 amino acids. NCBI's taxonomy places the organism in Eukaryota, Metazoa, Chordata, Actinopteri, Scombriformes, Scombridae. The record is from RefSeq and is a predicted model, not a curated record. The transcript has 3 exons.